This is a messenger RNA of Oikopleura dioica, 1740 nucleotides long. The record is from the annotation of a GenBank genome assembly. NCBI's taxonomy places the organism in Eukaryota, Metazoa, Chordata, Appendicularia, Copelata, Oikopleuridae.
AUGAUUCAGAAAGAAAAUGCUGAAAGCGAAAAAGACGGGGAGGUUCUGAGGAUUACGAAGAGAGAACUGAUUCAAGGAUUUAUAUCAGAAAUCUCCGUCUCCCAGAACCGCUGCCUGCGCCUUCUCUCCCUCCCCAACUGCGAUUUGGAGCACUUCGACGUGAUUCUCCGCCAAUGCCCGUCUUUGGAAUGGCUCGAUCUUUCUCAAAAUCUGAUCGACUAUCUUCCCUCCGGAAACGCCUUUGCCCGCGCCAAGAACUUGAAACUGCUCAAUCUGCACAACAACGGAAUUCAUACGGUCAAAUGCCUCCUCGGAUUAUCUUUUUGUCAGGGACUCAUUGGACUCACGCUCUACAAUACCCCGAUUGCUUCGCGAAAAGGAUAUAGACAUCACAUGCUGAACACAGUUUACUCUCUGAAAGCCCUGGACCAUUUCAUCGCUUCGGAUCAAGAAUUAAUCGAAGACGCCAACUUCAAAAACGCCGAUUUCCGCCCUUUCGGCAAAAAUUUCCGCAUCAACCUACUGCCCGCUCUUUUUUCGCCCUCUUCACUUGCCAAGAUCAUCCACCAAAUAACGCAUGUUAUGUGCCACUUUUCGCCAGUGACGCUGAUCCAGCGAGUCGUGAGAGGACAUCUUGUUCGUCGACGAAUCAGCAGAAACGGCGGCAAGCCAUUUCGUCCAGCUUCGGUGAAACCGAGAGGGCGAGAUCUUCUCCCAGAAGAGUGGAAGUUCGAAAAAGGAUCGGUGGAGAUCAACGAACGAAAACUACGGGAAAUACUCAAGGACGAAAACGAGAAAAACGCGAAAGACUUCUGGCGAGAACUCUCCUUUCCCGAUUUGAGCAAAAACAGCGUAGAAGAUGGCCUGUACGGAAAAUCGACGAAAAUCGCAGAUGCAGAACGAGCACUUCCAUUUGAAGCGCUUCGGCGAAAACAAGCACAUGAAAUUGAAAAAAGAAAUCUGGAAAUUUACAGAGACGCGCUGGCGGAAAACACGCUAGAAGAAAAAACGGAAAAAUUGCGAGCCUGGAAAGCGGAGAAAAAUGCAAAAAAGAAUGCGCGAAAUGCGACAAACGAUAUUCUGAGGCGAGUUUCGAGGAGUAUCGAUGCUGCGAAAGCGAUUGAGUCGGCGUAUUUGAUUAGAGACAAGAAGACGAGGCAUGUGAAGACAGUCGAGCGCAAGAAUAAAUUGAAACAAGAAGAGGCUAAGAUUCAAGAAAAUAUUGAACAUUUCAAGGAAACGUACCGAAUAAAUGCAGUAUCAGCACGAAAAGCAGAACGCCAGGAAAUCAACGAGUUCCUUGCGGCCCAAUCUCAACAAAUUUACGAUAAAAAGAAGAAACUAAUCAGCGACUUCCGCGAAGAGAAAUCGUCAAAAGACAAGGAUCUGAAAUGGAAGCGCGAGAACCAGCGAAAAUUCUCAGAAUAUUAUGUCAAGCUUGAAAAAGAAAUCAUCAAAUAUAACGUGCGAAUCAACAGAGAACAGUACAUUUCCAAGUGCAGAGAGACCUCCGAGCGAGUUAGAGACGACCUCGAAGCUGGAAAGGAUAGAAAGUUCAAUCUUCUGGCGCAGGAUAUGCAAUACUAUCAUAGAUAUAAUAACAGAUAUCGUUCAAGGCUGCAGAAUUCUCGAAACAAAGUGCGCGAGAAAAUCGAAAAACGGACGCUGGAAGCUCAUGACUACGUCAACACAAAAACUACCAGAGAACCUUUUCAACUUCCCUACGUCGAACCAGCUUGA